Tarenaya hassleriana is the source of this 668-nucleotide messenger RNA. Its product is annotated as cyclin-dependent kinases regulatory subunit 1-like. The transcript has 4 exons. The coding region runs from base 137 to 403 and encodes 88 amino acids. NCBI's taxonomy places the organism in Eukaryota, Viridiplantae, Streptophyta, Magnoliopsida, Brassicales, Cleomaceae. Gene Ontology annotation, molecular function: cyclin-dependent protein serine/threonine kinase activator activity; ubiquitin binding; histone binding. Gene Ontology annotation, cellular component: SCF ubiquitin ligase complex; cyclin-dependent protein kinase holoenzyme complex. The record is from RefSeq and is a predicted model, not a curated record. Gene Ontology annotation, biological process: regulation of mitotic cell cycle.
CCUUUUAUUCCCUUCUCGUCCUCUCGCUGAUUUCUUCCCCAAUUCAUUUUCGUAUCCCCUCACUCACUCUAACGCUUGCUCGCUCUUCCCGUCAUCAAGUUUAUCUGAGCACAAUCGGUUCUGGGGUAUCGGAGGGAUGGCUCAGAUCCAGUACUCCGAGAAAUAUUUUGAUGAUACUUUCGAGUAUAGGCAUGUCGUGCUUCCUCCUCAAGUGGCCAAGCUUCUCCCAAAGAAUCGCCUCCUUUCUGAAAACGAAUGGCGUGCAAUUGGAGUGCAGCAGAGCAGGGGAUGGGUCCAUUAUGCCAUCCACCGCCCUGAACCACACAUCAUGCUCUUCAGGAGGCCUCUCAACUAUCAGCAGCAGCAGCAGCAGGAGAACCAAGCUAAUUCGCUUGCCAAGUAAUGAUCACCUAAACAACAACUCGGGUAUGGUGAAAAUAUUCGAAAAUAUAUUAACUAUGGAAACGGGUGUGAGUUUAUAUCUCUCGUAAGCACACGGAAAAUCUCCCUGGCGUUUUCUGUGGGUAAUUUCACUUCUGUUAGAGUGUUGAGUUCAUGUUCGACUUGGCCAUGGUACUCUGGUGUCUUGUUUAGAGGCUCUUAUAACUAGCUGUGUUAUCAUUGGUCUGGUUCAUCUUUAUCAGUUGUACGAGCAUUUCUCAGGUUUA